This is a messenger RNA of Humulus lupulus (European hop), 747 nucleotides long. RefSeq names its product mini zinc finger protein 2-like. Gene Ontology annotation, molecular function: DNA-binding transcription factor activity; transcription cis-regulatory region binding. The coding region runs from base 199 to 501 and encodes 100 amino acids. The transcript has a single exon. The record is from RefSeq and is a predicted model, not a curated record. Gene Ontology annotation, biological process: regulation of developmental process; regulation of DNA-templated transcription. Gene Ontology annotation, cellular component: nucleus. NCBI's taxonomy places the organism in Eukaryota, Viridiplantae, Streptophyta, Magnoliopsida, Rosales, Cannabaceae.
AUUAACCUCUUCUUUCUCUUUCGCUUUCUCUUUCUCUCUUAGAUAUUAAUAUCUGGAGAGUAAUAGAACUAGCUAUCUAAUAGUAAUAUUUAUAUAUUCAACUGAGUAUAUAUAUAUUUCUUUCUUUUUUUUGUUUUCUCGAAAGGGUUAUUAUUAGAAAAUAAUUUAGAGAGAAAAUUAAACCGUAUCAUAAUCCUUAUGAGGAAGAGGCAAGUGGUGGUCAGAAGAGAAGAAAUUUCUAGAAGCAUGGCGGCGGCGGUUCGGAGCGUGAGAUACGGAGAGUGCCAGAAGAACCACGCUGCGGGUGUAGGAGGGUACGCUGUGGACGGCUGCAGAGAAUUCAUGGCCAGUGGAGAGGAAGGUACCACUGCUGCACUCACGUGCGCCGCAUGCGGCUGCCACAGGAACUUUCACAGAAGGGAAGUUGAGGCCUCGAGCACUAAUCAUCAUGAGGUAGUUUGCGACUCGUGUUCUUCUCCUUCUUCAUCCAAUGGAGUAUGAUUAUAUCAAAAUAUAUUUGUGAAGAAAGAAAAAAAAAAAGCUCCUAUAUAUAUAUAUAUAUAUAAAGAGUUCAUUAUAUAUGUGUGUGUCAGUGUGUGUAGUCUUGUGUCCAUGAAGAUGAAGAGUUUAUUUUUUUAAGGGGUUUCUUAUAAAUACUCAUGUUGUGCUGGUUUCAAUUACUAGAUUAUUGUUUAUUUAUUGAAGUGAAAGAAGUGAAAGAGUGCAAGUUUGUCUUGAUUUGAUUCA